UCCCCGCUGGUUCAGUGCUGCGCACAAGCUCCCCGGACAACUCUGCGACUCCACCACCAAGAAAAGUUCGUCAUUGCUGUGCCAUGGCACCUGGACUACACGAACACAACAGUCAAGGGUGGACCCGCAAAGCAAGGGCACUGAACCCAUUCUUUGCAAAAGAGCACAUUGUCAGGUACACUGAAAGCAAAGGCGCUCUAAAACAUCGAGGUGCUGGCCUACGGCUCUUUACAUCAGGCCACCUACAGAAGUUGAUGUUCUCAACCGAAGAUACAGCAGAGACCAUUGUGAAGGCACAAGUGCUAGCAUCUAUGACAACACGGACAGCAUACAGCGUUGGGGUGAAGUUGCUAAAGUGCGAUGGAGAAGUUGUCAGUGGCAACUGCUCAUGUGUUGCUGGGAAAGGUGGAGUGUGUAAACACGUUUGCUGUGUUCUGUACGGGCUGAUGCACAUUGCACAGCACGAUCUCACUGAGGUACCAGAUGCCGUGGCAUGCACUGAAGGCGAGCGGCAGUGGUACAAUCCACGGGAUCCAAAGAAAGUCGCUGAACAAUUUGAACAGAUUGUUUUCUCUAAAGACACCACUGAAAGGAUUAGCGAGGCACCAAGGCAUCACAAAAAACGAGCAGCGUACUCGUCACUGAGAAGUGAAGACCAAAAACUGUCCACAGUGAGCCUCAUAAACUUGCAUGGCAAGCUGAAAGAUUCAAAGCUGGAUUGCUUCGCGGAUGUGCUUGAAGCAAAUGACUUCUUGCCAGCAAAACAAAGAAAAGUUGAGAGCCCAGAUCCCGAAGAUGUGUCUCGACUGCCUGUAAGGUGGCUGGAGCGAGCAAAGCAGGGGAAUGCUUUGCUGCCAUAUACAGAGGAAGAAGUUGCAGCCGUAGAGGCGGCCACACGACCUCAAAGUGCUUGCCUUCUUUGGCAUAGAUAUAGGGAGGGUGUCAUCACCGCGUCGAUAGCACAUAGAGUACACACUUGGGUUAGGACAUGCCAAACCAAAAUGGGGCCACAUGAUGCCCGACCUCUCACUGCGGCAGUGAUGGGAGCAAAAAGCAGGGCAACAUUUGCCAUGAAGAGGGGUCUAUUGUGUGAGCCCGAAGCCAGACAAGCGUUUCGAGACCAAAAUGACAGCCACGUGGAACUGCAAGUAAUUGAGACUGGCCUCUUCCUCUCUCGUCAUCACACUUUUCUAGGCGCAAGCCCAGAUGGUCUUGUAAAGUGCAAAUGCUGUCCGCCGCGGCUACUUGAAAUCAAAGUUCCCCUCAGAGUUCAAGAUUUUGCCAGAACGCAGUUGCAUGCUGGGGAACUCAAAAGGAGCAGCAGGUAUUACACUCAGAUGCAAGUGCAGAUGGGUGUGACUGGCCUGGACACCUGUGUGCUGUUUGUAUACAGCAAGGAAGAGUGCUUGCAAAGUGUCGUGCCCUUUGAGAAGAGUUUUUUUGACGAGUUUGUGAAACGUUGCGAAUUUUUCACCACCAUGUACUUGCUGCCCCACAUUGCGAGCAACUGUUGAAAUAAAUCUAUGAAUGAAUGAAUGAAUAAACCUUU
Messenger RNA from Dermacentor silvarum, 1549 nucleotides. RefSeq lists its product as uncharacterized. Lineage: Eukaryota; Metazoa; Arthropoda; Arachnida; Ixodida; Ixodidae. Gene Ontology annotation, molecular function: zinc ion binding. The record is from RefSeq and is a predicted model, not a curated record.